GGAUGUCAUGCCUGAUUUGCUGGCGGGCACGAUGACAGCAUCACAGGCGAAGAAACCGAUGACAUUCAUACCAGGAAACAACUACGAGAAUGUCGAAUUUAAGACAGAGAAGGUGAACACUUACGAGAAUGUGGAGCUAAAGCCACAUUCACAGGGUGCGCCAAUUGUAAUCUUGCCAACACCGAAACCACGCCAAGCUGUAGCCGGCGCAGGCGGCUCACCAGGAGUUGAGCCUAAGAAACGUUCAAUCAUACCAACGCCGCGAAAGAUUGCCUCGCCCACUAAGCUACCCAUACAAGUUGCGCCACCGACGGUGCCUAGCGAGGCAUUGCAGGCAAAGUCACUAACUAAGGCUGUGUCAAAAGUGCCAACCACACCUACUACGCCCACAACACCCACUACUCCGACAAAUAGUCCACUUACGCCAGCAAAUACCCCGACCACGCCGUCAUACGAGCCCACGCAAACCGCUAAAGAAUUCAUCACCAAGAUACCAAAAGCUAUCGCCUCGGUAUUUGGCCCCAAUUCGCAACGCUCAUUCGAACGUGCCAAGACUGAGGGUGAAAUUAAGCUAAAGCAGUCGCCUGAGCUAUCGUCCAGCAUCAAACAACAGACCGCCAUGUUCUUGGAUAAAGAAUGCCACAGUUCCACGGAUAGUGUUGUGAGCGCUACGCGUAAGCCCGCAGCUGAAAAAUCGAAGUCUGUAGAAACAAGCAAGCUUUCGCCGCCUAAGUCCCGCAUUCCCGUGGUACUUUCGCCGAAACGCUCAUUCGAAAUGGACACGUCCAUGGAGCGAAAGCUUAAUAAUAGUCCGUCUAACAUACCACGUUUCCUAACGCACAAGCAAAAGUCCGAAACGGACCUCAAACUUGGACUCUAUCGCAGCAAGUCGAAGGAGUCCAGUCCGCCGUUGAGUCUCAAAAUGCCGCUGCAGCGCACAAAUUCAGCGGAGUCGAAACUAAAGAGUCCUGAGCGCACACUUAUACCCGUUUUCAGUGGUCAGUCUACAUCCGCGGAAGCCAUACUUGCCUCCACCGCAGCGAGCACGCCCACAAAGGCGAAAGGUCCUAAACCUAAACCACCAGAGCGUGUGCAGUCGCUAGGCAAGUCACCCACGCAUAUUCCUAAACUGCAACCGUCAACCGUAAGUGGUGGUGGUACAGUUGCGGUGUCAGUGGCGGACCGAAAUGCUGCUACUACACACACGACGCCACCGUCAUCGCGCAGCGAUACACCCACAAUGCAAACAUUCAAGCAACAAUCACCGCCUGCCAGCGCAUCACCCAAUCGCGAGAUACGUUUCAAGAUACAAACCUACGAAAGUAAAACGCAAGAGCCACGCACACCAUUCACGGAUGUGAAUGACAAUGAGGACGAUAAAAUGCCUAGUCUCUUCGAUUUGGUACGCAAGAAUAGUCCGAAUGCGCAACGGAAAGAUGAAUCGCCGCCAGUUCUGUCCUCAUUUAAAUCAUCUACUGUCAACCAAGAGCAGCAGCAGCACAUUGAAAGUAAUGUCGAUGACGAAGACGUACCCCCAGCUGUGGUGGGUAAAUGCAUUAAAGUGAGUGACUCACAACCCACUUACUACUCAAGUUCGAGUGAAGAUGACGAAGAGGAGCUCAACGCCAUGCGUCAUGACGCUGAACGUGAUUAUGACUGCGAGGAUGGUGAAAAGUUGGGACCACCAGAGCUGAUAAAUGGCCCAGGACCCUCGGAAGCAUAUUUCAAUCUCUAUUGGCAUUCGAAUAUGCUGCCCACCAUUGGCGAGGUGGAGGAGGAAUUCUCCUCGCUAGAGCCGCAAUCUUUGCCAAAUGGUCCAAUCGUUAUUGUGGAUGAUUUGAGUCAACAGCAACAACCAAAACAGUUAGCAAAUAACGUUGAAGCAGAAAAGAUCGCAGAACCGCAAACGAAGGAUAUUGUAGCUGAGGUGAAGAAAGACUCAAACGCAACAAAAGGGAUAGAAAAGGUAGCAGACACGGGACCUCUGAAAGAUACUAAGGAGGUGAUAGACAAAGUAGUGUCCGAGGCUUCAGAAAAGUCUUUAGAGAGGAAGCGCGAAGAGGUCAUAAAGUCCGAGCCUGCUGAGAAGACCGUGAAAGCAACAAAAUUAGCCGGGACCAACGCCACCGAGUCCACUAGCACGAGCGCACAAAAAGAUCAGAAAACGCCUGCAAAAAGUGGAACUUUCAGCGCCCCUAGCACUCAACAGUCAGCGAUUGGUAAAGCGCGAAAAUCGCAAUUCAUUGGCGUGCCCGUAUCGCCGCCGACAGUGCCCAAAAUGGAGAGUGGCCAGGUAAAAGCUGAGGAAACUACCAGCAGCGGUGACAAGGUGACAGCGGAGAAAGCGACGCAUGCGACAAAGGAAAUGAAUAGUGAAUUUGUGGCCGUGAAAGAGAAUGCAAGCGCGCUGGAUAAAGUGACAACAACAGCAAAGCAGGUGAAACCAAGUGAUAAGAUAACUGACACUGCCAACAAAGUGACAAUGGAGGUUAAUUACCAGUCCACUGAUAGUAGAGUAGAGCAGAGGGAGUUGGAGCAGAAUGUAGUUGAUAUGCCUAAUGCCAAGGCUAAUUGGGCAGCAGGCGAUGGGGACACAAAUAACGCAGCGAUAAUGGUUAAUCAGGUGUCAAACAAUACGACUGUAAUGGCGGCGGUACCUACUGAAACAAAGCAAAUAGGUCAACAACAGGCAAAUGAGGAACAUAUUAACUCAUCCAAUAACACAAACGAAGCAGAGUCAAUAAAACUGGCGCAUAAAGUUGAAGGGGUUGAUACAUAUACCCAUAGUGAGUCCAAAAGCGAAACUGCAGCAGAGACCACGAAAUCGAGCAGCAAUAGCGCUAGUAGUUCGAGUAUGUCCAGCAAGAUCAGCGAGACACAUAUGGAGCAGACGGUGCAGAAAAAUGUGGAGGCGAAGACUGAGCACACGUCCGAGCUGAAAUCGGAACGUCAGACUACACAAAAAGUUACCACAACUACCACUAAAAAGCAGGUCAUCAAGUCCUCCACCUCUUCUACGCAACUGAUCGAGAAUAGCAGCUAUGAUGCUUUGGACGGCUUACCGGAGGAGUUGCGCAAAACGCUUGAAGCUGGCGGUAAGGCUCAGACUAAUAAAACGACCAGCGCCACACCGACCGCUGCACCCUUUACCUCCAACUUGUUGGAUCAUUUCAAUAAACCUGUUGCCUUUACGCUGCAACCCUAUGCGGAACGCGUCAGUAGCGCCGGUUCGCCACGCAUAACCGUCUUUGAAGAGCGUCAAUUCGAAACCAAACAAAAUGCUUACACCGAGAUACGCACACGCGAUACGGCGGGCGAAGAGAAGCUACAGACGAGCACGGAAAGCCAUAAGGAACGCGCCAAGUUGAAGAAGGUGCACAGCCAAGGCGAUGAUUUGGACCAGCUUGGUGUUGAAGGUCUUGCUGAGGAAAUGACAGCCGCUGACAAUUUAAAGCCGAUGACGGUCACCGCGAGCGCGGAGACACGUAUAUCGGAAUUUGUCGAUAAUCCACAAGAUAAGCAAAGUAUUGAAAGGGGUAUUUUGAAUUUAUCGGAGAGUGGUAAGCAAUUGCAACGCAACGAAUCUGGCGGUGUGGAGUAUAUGGAGUGUGAGCACCAAGUGCAGGAUUCGUUUGAAGAUAUGAGGCAGGUGUUGGGCGGCGGCAGUGUAGAAGGAGAUAAGAAGCCCACACUGCUGCGUGAAUUGAGCGAAACACUGACUGUGGCUAAGGAUGGUGACAAACAGGUGACGCGUCGCAGCGAAACUACGAAGGAGACACCGAAGAAGGGCGCUAAGCUGCUGAAGAAGUCCGAAGAUGAGCGGCGUUUGGAGCUGGAGGCGCAGAAGCUGAUCGAAAGCUAUCAGAAGGUAAAGAAAGAGGCUGAAAAGUUAUUCCAGCAUGAAUUUUGCGACGAGGAGGGUUUUGACUUUGGCGACGACAAGCAGAAUAAAGACGAAGCGGGCGCUGCAGUCACGGUGGAGGAAGUAAAUGAACGGAGAGUGAAUGGAACAGAGAGUGAAGCAGAGAGUGAAAAGUUGCCCGGUGUGCUUGUGGAAGAAAAGUUGGUGAUAGAAGGCGAGCUUGAUGAGAAAAUUAAGGAAGACGGUAAAGCGCAUGAUCAACUCGCUACGCCUGCCGAGAGUACAGAUGUAGAGCUUGAGACGCAUAAACAAAUAUACGUAAAUGAGAGCAAUCUGACUGCUGAUCGAAGUAAGUUAGAUGCGUCACAGCUAACAGCCGGAUUUCUGGAAGAAGAACGUCGGUCCGUGGAAAAGGAAAAUGCGCUCAAGGAACAACUAGUAACCUCUGCACAAAGCCAGCAGCAACAGGCAUCCUUACACGUAAGCGCGCCUCCAGACUUGCUUGAUAAUGAACCGUUUUACGUGUUGCAUAAAAAUAUUAUUGAAGAACCCAAAUCUGAGGCGGUGCAUACGGAAUUUGACGGCAAACCCAUGCCGCCCGUCGUUAGUAAAGUUAUAGAAAUUGAAGAGGCCAUAAAACCGAUAGUCGUGGAAGUCAAGUCACCGCAACAAAUACGACAAUUCGAAACCGUGGAAAUAAAAAUUCAGAAAAAAUUGCCUGCAUCCAUCAACGAAGUGACGGCCAACGAAAAAGUCACAAUCCAGGCUACAAAGCCAACAUCACCACCCAUCCCACAAAAACGUGAGCACAAAUCUCCAGAGGGCACGAUUGCCACCACUGUCUCAACCGCACCCACUUCAACAUUAGCACCAACACCGAAGAAACGCGGCUCCAUAGACCUGCACACAGCUAACUUUGGUGGCGACCACACACCGUGUGCGAACUCCCAACUGCAAACGUCUAAAUUAGAAAUCCCAAUUAACACACCGAAUUUACAACAAAACUGCGAGCGAAUGCAACAGCCAACUAAAUCAGCACAAUCAGCAUCCGUCCCCGCAGCCCGCAGCGAGUCGCAACAACAUAAGCUAGAGCGUAUUAUUGUUGGCGUAGAACAACAGCAAUACGACGACACAAACAACGUCAAGCAGCCGGCAAUUAUUACCUUUGCCAGCCAAGAUCUGCCAACGGAAAUGGCGGUCAGCUCACCAACCAAACAAGUUGUCUCGAAUGUGGUAAGCGGUAGUGGUAGCAGUGGUACAAUUGCAGCCGAGUUGCAUUUGGAGACCAUUAAUUUGCCAAAUGAGCCACAAAAUACAUCCACAUCCACAACAACGGAGAAAUUGAGGAAAUCAGAGCGCGUUGGCGAUGGCAUGCAAAUGCCAAAGACAACAGCAUUAGCAGCAGGAACAGCAACAACAACUGCGUCUAUGACAUUUAUGUCAACAUCAUCUUCUGCGGAUUCGGUGCAAAGUGUCAUUGAAGUAGGUGGCAUUGUGGAAUCACCAUCGGAGGAUGAAGUGAGCCGCGGCGUGUCGAGGAAUGCGAGUGAAGAAGAUCUUGACCAAACUCACUUGAGUAGCAAAGACAAAAUGGAGAACGGCAUACAGGUGGUGCCGCAAACACCGUUACUCGUCAGCGACUAUCUCACACUCAGCUCACCACCCACAUAUUCACGCCUGCCACCCGACGGCCAUGAGUUUCCGCCCAAUUUCAGUGAACCACUAAUAAUGCCCCCGCCCAGCACAAAUCUAUUGAAGGCUGCAAGCCUAAUGCAGUCCACCACCACCACCAUGACGAUGUCCAGCACAAAGGGCAAUAACACAAACACAAAUACCGUGUACACAGAAAAACUCUUUACGACAGCUAGCGCCAGUGGUGGCCAAACUCUGGUAGCUAGUACACGCACAACACAUAAACACAUUAAUAGCAAUGGCGCUAAUAACACAACAGCCGGGGCAACGACUGCCACGUCAUCCUCACCGGCGAACGGUACACUGAAUAUCAGCAGCAGUAAUGUUGAUGUGCCCAUACUGGAAUUUACUAUCAGUAGCAACAGCAGUGACAGUAAAGUAGGUGAUAGCACAGAAGCAACUGUACCACCACCGCUACCCAAAUCUGGUCCACCACCAACUGUGCCGCGCAAGACAUACCGCCAGGAUCUCGUAGUAAAGGUGGAGGAUGCGCGUCAUGCGUCCGAUAAACGCACGGAUGUGCUUGCUGAAGCCACUACCCCUUCGGGUGCUGGUAGUGGCAAAUUAGUAUUCGAGUCACGUCACAGCCGUUCGACACAGAAUCUGUCGUCGAGCGGUAGUAGCACACCAACAGCCAACAAACUGGAACCACCCUCGUUUGAAGUGGGUGGUACUGGCACAGGCACCGGCAGCGACUACAAGCGUUCGUUGAGUGCACCACGUCGGCACAGCGACUGGAGAAAGGAUGAGAAAUCGGAGAAGAGCGUGCGCGAUAAGAUCGCUAUGUUCUCAAACGACGCCGAGAGCAGUGGUGCGGAGACACCAGUGAAACCUCUGAGUUUUUCGCGCACGCAGAGCGCUACUAAACCACUCAAUCUGAGCACUGAGAAUUUGCUUGAUACAGCAACGAGCGCGCGCUAUGUCACAACAGCCUCCAAUCUGACGAAGACCCGUGCUAUGAGCGUGGAGAAUCUCAACGAUGUGGCACGUCAAGUGCAGCUGGCUAAACAGUUACCUACGCAAAACUUUUCAGAUUCCAUGUACGCGCUGAAUACGCUGGCUACAGACUACACACAGAGCUAUGCGUCAUUGCCGCGGCGCCACAUGCAACACUUGGAGCGCCGCAUUAGCUUUUCGGGACAGCCAACCUACAUGCCAGACGAGGCAUCGCGCAAGGCGGCCAUAACAAAUAUACUGGAGCAACGACGCCGCAGCAUGUCCAAACUGCGUGGAUUGGUUAUACCAGAGCGUCCGCAUGUGCCGCUUGAACCCAUACUCGAUCUCCCGGAGAUCAAAAGUCGUGAUAGUGAAAAGUUGAAGUCAGGCAAUACGUCGUCCACAGAUUCGACGGACAGCGGCGUUGGCUCUAGUAGUAGCUACUUUUCCACCGUGCCUCGUCCCGCCAAACGCACUGAUAUAAUGCACAACUCACCGCUGCGUCCACUCACCGUAGCUACUACAAGCAACUCGACCAACAUGUCUGCCAAUAAUAGCUACCGUAGCAUUUUUUCCGCACAAACUGCCGCACCGCGGCAUGCCACAACGGUGCAGUCCCCACUCGCCAUGCCACACCAGCCACGCCGCUUUGAGCCAGUGCUAAAUAGCACACCGCCUGCCAAACCGCCACGCACCUCACUCAGCGUGCCACCGCGCCAACACGCUAUGCACGAAGAGAGCGACUCGGAUUCUGUUUUCUCCUCGAAAGUGUCCUCGCCACCUAUGUCUCCCUGCGUGCCGCAGGUACCUGAGAAGUUUGCGCUUACACGCACGCUCUCGUCGGAAACGAACACAUCUAUAGCCAGUUCAACGACUUCCACGCUCACAUCUGGCUCGGGUUCGCAGGCUAGCUGUUCAUCGGUGGGCAGCACUCCCACAGUUGAUCUGUCGCGUCGCGUGCUCAAGUCCGGUUCCAGUGAUUCAGCCACGAAUCGCAAGAACAUAUUAGCUUCGGCAAAGUGUCGCAAUGGCCGCGGCGAUGCUUCAGCGCUGCUGCGUAAUCGCCCUUACGAUGAUGAGGACAGCACCGACGGUUAUGAUGAAGAUGAAGUGCGUCGCGUACACAAGUCUAAACCGCGUUCUACAUCGGGUGCAUCGCUGGUCAUAAUGCCCAGCAAAGCAGUACCAGCCUCAGCGCCAAUCAACUACAAGCUAGUAUCGAAGAACGAGCAAAGCCUCGUGGAUAAGGUGAUUAAUGUAGCAGCCUAUGUUGAAGUCACCUCCGAUACAGACGAUAGUAGCCGCAAAUCGGACAGUGGCUCGCCAUCGAAACUCAGUGCCAUGUUCAUCGACGAGGAACGCAAAGCUAGCUUCAAGGCCGACCCCAGUCAAAAGGCCAGCACACCGCCCAAAGUAGCGACAAAGCCGAGGCAAGCCGCUAUAUUGCCAGCUGUCACUGCCGUGCCGGUGCAACCCGUCACACCACGCAAAGCCACUGAAGUUGUGACUCCCAAAAAGACACAGCCCGAAGCGAGCAAUGAGUUAACGCAAUGGAUGCAAGUCGAAGUGGCAAGGAAGACCAAGCAAGUGACGGGUCGCAAUCUAUCGGAGCGCACGCCACUCAAACCGGUGCUAGAGAAGUAUGAGUCCACGGUUGUGAGCACCAAGACAUACGGCAGCAAAUCUGCCACCACAACGAAGGUCACUACCGCUGAAAUACGCGAGAAGUUCGAACGCACAGCAGCCAUUGAACGGGCUGCCGCUGCAGCAGCAAACGCUGUAACUAACGUAUCGCCGGCGGUAUCAACGAACAGUUUGCUCGCUGCUAAGACAAUUGGCAGCAAAGCAGGUGCUAACUAUCACGAGCGAUUCCCGUCGCUCGAUUCCAUAGCCUCGUCAUCGUCGGGUGUUAGUUCCAGCACGCAAAAUGUGUCCACACAAGAGAAUACCAACGAAUUCGGCAGCUUUUCGUCGCUUGGCAGCAAUCAGAGCCUGAUCACUGCGCAAGAUAUACAACAAAUCAUCGAGGAGGCGGAACCGCCACUCAAAACACCGGAGGCUUUCAUAGUGGUGCUACAACGCGAUACGCCCGAGAGCAGUAUUGGCGUAACGCUCGCCGGUGGCUCCGACUAUGAGGCCAAGGAAAUUACAAUACAUAAAAUCUUAAACAAUACGCCGGCAGCCAAGGAUGGACGCUUGAAGAAGGGAGAUCGCAUAUUGGCCGUUAACGGCAUGAGCAUGCGUGGCCUCACGCAUCGUGAGUCUAUCACCGUACUAAAGACCCCACGCCCCGAAGUGGUGCUCGUCGUUACACGUUCCGAGUCGGUAAUUGUGAAACCGCUUACCAAGAAACGCUCCUCCCUCGGCUCGCUCACUUCGCUUAAUGAGAAACCCACCGAAGUGGAUUAUGAGAAGAAGCGCAACUAUCACAAAGCCUCACGUUCUCUGGACCUAGACUUGGAUAUUGUUUCGGCCAGCGAAGAUGCUAAUGCAUCUAAAACUCCCAGUACUGUAUCCAGCGCGAGUCCCACACCAACUAUGGCGGAUAGCACUGCAGCGACGCUGGCGAGCAUUCGCACACGUCGGCAGCAAUCACGCGCCGACGCUAGCAAACUAAGUACGAGCGAGUUGUUGGAACGUGCCGCUGAGGCGCGUAACGCCAUUGCGGCGGAAAUACGAGCGCAAGAAGAUGCCGCUGUCGGCUCACGUACAGUAGAGAUUGUUAAGGACAGCUGUGGACUGGGUUUCUCCAUUGAGGGUGGCUUUGAUUCGCCGCUAGGAAAUAAGCCUUUGAUUGUGAAAAAGGUCUUCAUGGGCGGCGCCGCACACAAAACUGGUCAAGUGCGAAAUGGUGAUGAAAUACUAAGCAUAAAUGGUGCCUCCACAGCGAAGAUGACACGCGUCGAUGCCUGGAACUACAUGAAACAGCUGCCCAUGGGACCAGUUAAGAUUGUCUUCGCUUGAUGGGAGGAAGUAAAUAAAGCUUAUAUUUUCUGUAAUUAAAGAGGAACAUUGAAAAUGUUAACGUUGUGAAAGCUGCAACGACUUGUAAUUAGGAUAUAUACAAAUUUGGGAAGCGUUUUUGUUCUAAUAUUUUGGUACUUAUGAAAGAAAAAACACUAUAAAACGUAGUGCAUUAGUUAUUUAUAAGUUUUGCUUUACUUUAAUUUUUUUUUGUGCUGAAUUUUAUGUAGUUUGACGAUUUCUGAUUUGUUCUUAUAAUUUAUAAUUUCUUUAUUUUAUCAUAUGAGUAAUCUUGCUAACACAUUCGUAGCCGUAAGUCUCAAAAAAGCAGUGUUUUUGUUAAUAGUUUUGUAAUAUUUUUUUUUUUUGUCUAUAAGCGACACACAUACUUACAUAAAUGUUGAGAGAGUGUAAUCAGGUAUUAAAACGCAAAUUAACUGAAUGUUCGAGAACAAAAAAUAGAAGUGGAUGGGGAUUUUUAAUGGCUUACAUUUUUAUGAAAAGGGUUAAUCUUGCCAUUUGCAGCAAAGUGAAUGCAAUUUAAAUAUUUGUGUCUGCAGUUUUUGCCAGAAGUUGGGUAACAAAUUAUAAAACGGAAAAUAGAAGAUAAAAAAAAA
Messenger RNA from Rhagoletis pomonella (apple maggot), 10071 nucleotides. RefSeq lists its product as uncharacterized. Gene Ontology annotation, molecular function: protein binding. Lineage: Eukaryota; Metazoa; Arthropoda; Insecta; Diptera; Tephritidae. The record is from RefSeq and is a predicted model, not a curated record.